GUAAAGUCGAAUUUCUACGGUUAGGCGGACGAGUGGCUUGUUACCAUUAUCCAAUACAGGGUAUAGACGUGAAGAGGGUUGUGAGAUUAAAGGAUGAUGUAAAUAAGAAUAUAUAUUUGUACUGCAACACACAAUAAACAAUUAUAAGCUAAGUUUUCAGAUGUUUUCAUUAAAAAAUGUCCUUGGCCUUCAAACCAGAGGUUUUUCCACAGGUUUGAGUGUAAAUGAAAAAAUGUGGAGAUUACCAUUUUUCCCACCGGCAGCAGUUUGGCCCAAUUAUAAGGAUAACUACACUCACAGGAGGCAUCGAACGAAUAUAUUUUAUAACACCUACGGGGUUCAGAAACAAUCCACGAUGAAAUGUGUUGAUAAUUCGGCGCUUAGUCGGCAGUCUCAAGCUAUGGGUCGUCCAGCAAUGAUAAUCCAGGUUUACUCAGAGAAACAUAAACAUAGACCUCAUGAGGCUCAGGGUAAACUAGGUGACCGUGUGCUUUGUGCUGUAAUGGGACAGAAGAAAAAGGGAAUUAUUGUUGGAUUAAAAGCAAAACAAUUGCAUGGAAUACCGAGGUUUGACAGUAACAAUGUGGUUCUGAUUGAAGAAAACGGGAAUCCAAGUGGAACAAGGAUCACUGCUCCUCUUCCAAACGUGAUCCGUCCAAUCCUGAAAAGGGAUUCCAAUCCAAAGAAAGCAGACUACACUAAACUUUUAGCAAUUGCCUCCAAUUGGAUUUAGUUUUAAAAACAAAAUUAAUUCGUACUCUAAAAAUUUUUUUUUAUCUUCUGUCCAAAACACUUUGUUGUUAUAACAUGACCCUUUGUAAAUGAUACUCGAGUUGAACAAGGGAAAAUUUAGCGUCGGGGAAUUAAAAUCCAGCUAGUUAGAAGUUUAAAAACAAAAUGCCAUUUAGAAAAGAUAAUAUUAAGAAUUCCUUGUUUCAGAA
Messenger RNA from Eurytemora carolleeae, 941 nucleotides. It is a transcript of the gene mRpL14, whose product is annotated as 39S ribosomal protein L14, mitochondrial. Gene Ontology annotation, biological process: translation. The transcript is spliced from 7 exons. Gene Ontology annotation, cellular component: ribosome; mitochondrion. Lineage: Eukaryota; Metazoa; Arthropoda; Copepoda; Calanoida; Temoridae. Gene Ontology annotation, molecular function: structural constituent of ribosome. The record is from RefSeq and is a predicted model, not a curated record. Bases 161 to 733 code for a protein of 190 amino acids.